Python bivittatus (Burmese python) is the source of this 2035-nucleotide messenger RNA. RefSeq names its product cerebellar degeneration related protein 2 (gene CDR2). The record is from RefSeq and is a predicted model, not a curated record. NCBI's taxonomy places the organism in Eukaryota, Metazoa, Chordata, Lepidosauria, Squamata, Pythonidae.
AGCUUGAAAAACACAGCCCUGGAAGAUACAGUCCUUCAAAAAGCACACGGAAGGACUUUCAAAUGCAAUUAAAAAUAGCCAAGCCCAAUUUCUUGCCGUGUUUUAUUUGGAAACGAAAUCCUCAGUUCCACCACAGCAGUCACCUUGCUUGGGAGUAACAGCACUAAGCCCUGUAAAAUACAGUUUCCCAAAGAAGGUUAGACUUCUGGAAAACGACAGAUCUUCAUCUGGCUGCUGAGCUUGGGAAGACCCUGUUGGACCGAAACACAGAAUUGGAGACCUCUCUGCAGCAGAUGUAUUCCACCAACCAGGAGCAACUGCAGGAAAUAGAGUAUCUGACAAAGCAAGUGGAUCUUCUGCGUCAGAUGAAUGAUCAGCACGCCAAAGUCUAUGAGCAGCUUGACGUUACUGCUAGAGAACUGGAAGAUGCGAAUCAAAAACUGGUUGCUGAUAGUAGGUCCUCUCAGCAGAAGAUAGGAAGUCUCACGGAGACGAUUGAGAAUCUCCAGACUCACAUUGAUGAACUGCAGAGGCAGGUGGAAGAGCUGAAGAACUCUGGGCAAGGCCACAUGAAUUGUGAAAGACCCGAGCAGCCAAAAUCUGUCCACAGUUUUCCAUGCCUGAAGGAACUGUAUGAUCUUCGCAAGUAUUUUGUAUAUGACCAUAUCUUUGCAGAAAAGAUUAUAUCUAUGGAUAAUCAGCUAAGUCCUGUAGAAGAGGAAAACCAAAAUUUGAAGAAGGCUGUAUCUCUCUUGCAAACUCAGCUCAACUUGGAAAAAGAAAAGAGAUUGUCUAUGGAGGAAGAGUACAGUCUUCUGCUCAAAGAAAACAAUGAUCUUGAGCAACGGCUGGUGGACAUCAAUCUGUACCGGGCGAGAGUGGAGGAGCUGGAGGUAGAAGUGGCUGAAAUGAAGCAGCACUUUAAUUCUGGAAGCACAUGCAUGAAUGGGAUGGAGCAACUUGUCCCAGAAUCUUUUUUCAUUUCUCUUAAAGACCCUGUAGAAAGAGAACUCAGCCAGAGUCCUUUGGAUGGAAUGUCCUUCAUCCUUCCUGAACUUGAAAAAAGGUCCCUCAAAAGAAGCAGCAGCGAGAGCUUGCUUAGCAGUGCUGCAGGUGAGGACCUGUUCAAAGGCCAUGAAGAGACCUGUAUCCGGCGGGCGGAAGCCGUGAAGCAACGGGGCAUUUCUCUGCUAAACGAGGUUGAUGCCCAGUAUAACGCCUUGAAGGUCAAGUAUGAAGAACUGCUGCAGAAGUGUCAGAUGGACAAAGAAUUUCUGGACCACAAGGCUGUGCAGACCUCAAAACAGUAUUCCAAAGAUGUCAAUGGAGGGGGUGUAUCCCUGGAUGUGUGUCUUAGGGAGCCUGGUUCCCCCAACGCUGAUUCAGCCAGCUUUUCUUCCAACGCUCCCCCUGAAUAUAAACUUCUCUUCAAGGAAAUCUUUAGUUGUAUCAAGAAAACCAAAAAGGAAAUAGAUGAACAUCGGGCAAAAUAUAAGUCUUUCUCUUCUCAAUGUCCUUGAAGCGUAUUGGUAUAAUGGUGGGGCUAAAAAAAAAUAAAACCUUUUUCAUGAAGUAAUCCUUCUAAUGUUUCUUAGAAUACAAGAUGUAGCAUGGCUGUAUUCUUCCAAGGUAUAUGUUGGCUGAUUUUCUGUAGAAUGAGUUGGAUCCAUCUCACCAUGAACCAAGUUCUCCUGAGGGAGAGCAACUAAUUUGCAAAUUAAUUUUGUUAUGUAAUUCAAUUAACAAUCCUCGUUCUACUCAAAAAGCCUGAUGUAGAAAUGAGAACCAUGCAAGUUAUAUUACAAACUGACAAUUCUCCUGGGCUUAGAUUCUUCCUGGGUGUUGCAAAGUGGAACAUAAAAAUUCUUUGGUAGUGUGCCAUUGUUAUAUAUAACCGCAAGCCAGCUAUUAAACAUUGUGUACUGCUACAUUUCUUAAACCUGAGAAUUUUACAGAUCUGUCACUAUUUGAUAUGCUGGGAUGACAUUGUCUUAUCUGAAAAUCCAGUCUGGCCUCUCAUUUAAAAAAAAAAAAA